Molecule: messenger RNA, 1332 nt
Organism: Dendronephthya gigantea
Lineage: Eukaryota; Metazoa; Cnidaria; Anthozoa; Malacalcyonacea; Nephtheidae
Exons: 7
Coding region: 268-1101 (277 amino acids)
Source: RefSeq, a predicted model, not a curated record
CUCAAAUAAGGGGCUAUUUACCCGAGAGCCCGGUUACCCGAGAUUCAACUGAAGCGUGAGAUGAUUUUGAGGUAUUGAAAUGAGCAGAUAACAUGAUCCUGGCAGUCGAAAAAUCACCACAACAAAAGCAUGUACUUGUUUGGUGUCAUAAAGACUUAUUUCAAUACCUCAAAGUCCUCUCACGCUUCGUUGAAUUUCGGGUAACCGGGCUCAUGUAAACAGCUCCAAAGACUGGAAGACUCACUUGGUCGGAAGUUUGAAGCCAAGAUGGCGGUCACUGAAGCCUUUCUUGUAGGUCACCGACUAAAUAUCAGCUUGCUUGAAUGUGUUGAAUCUUCCUCUGGACCCGAUUGUGUUCAUCACUGCCUUAGCCAUAAAUGCUGUCGUUCAGUGAACUAUCGGAAAAGUGGAUCCUGCAACAGCAACACGAGUGAAACCUGUGAACUGCUGCAUUUACAAGCAACAGAAAAUCUCGAUAAUCUUGAAAAGAAUAAAAUGUACGACCACUAUACCAUGGUUGAACCACAACGUGCGAAGAUUUGUGAUUGUCUCAAUUGCAAGGAUGAAUCUUGUUUAAAAGAGAACUGUUCUUGCACAUAUGACAAGGAUAAGGGGAAAAAAUGUACAGAUGGAAACUUUAAUAUUCACGUGAACAGUCUUGGAUAUCAAUCUAACCCCCAAUCAUGGGGUCAUGCAAUUAUAAAGAUUAACGGAAAAGAUUAUUCUAAUGAUACGCGUGGUUUUAACUUUGUUGUUAUCGACGGCAAGAACGGAUAUAUCGAAGACUCGCGUGCAUUUGACACACAUCUGGAUGCGACAGACAUGACCACAUUUGUAAAGGGUCUCUCCACCAAGAAGAACAAAAUCAUCAUCGCUGCUGUUAAAGAUGACGGCGAAAAAGGAAUGACAGCUGAAGCAUAUGCGGCCCUUUCCCUCAUAGCUCCAGAGACUGUUACAUCAAUAAAAAGAAGAGGCUCUUUUGCAAUGAUUGGAUUUUCGGAGACAAAAAAACCUCCUUUUGUGAAAGUGAUUAAAAGAAAUCAAGGCAAAGUGGCCAGCGUCAUUGAUGAAAUAAUCCACAUCCCAAUUGUUAUCAAUUAAAACUAAGCAAAUUACAGGCUGGAUAUUAUUAUGUAAAGCACUUUUAUGUUAGCUGCGUGCAUUUUAAGAUCUAUAUAUUAAAGGUUAUUAUUAUAUUGCUUCUUAAUUAAAACAAAUGCAAUGUAUGAAAGAAAGCGAGAUAUUAUUUAAUAGACCGCUAAUAUCAAUACUGUUUAGGGUGAAGACAAUUAGGGACAUUUGUUUAGGAAUUGAAAUUUAUGGUCCUACUGC